UGGUGGGGCUCUUUUGUCUGUCACACAUUGAACGGCAACGUCACAACCAAUCCAAACAAUGGCGGAGGAAACUGUUUUGGGUGAAGGGUCAUCUUUUAUGGAUCCUUUUAAAGGGAUUUUGUUAACAUAUUUCAUGCCAGAAUCAUGUUACGACGAGUUCUUUCUCAAUUUAAACUUUUUGGACGUACCAUGUCUGAAGAUUGCACUGAGCAAAGGCCUGGGGAUCGGCAUCAUCCUGGGAUCCGUGAUGGUAAAGCUGCCUCAGAUCUUCAAGCUGAUGGGAUCAAAGAGCGCUGAGGGGCUGAGCUUCCAGACUGUGCUGCUAGAGCUGCUGGCCAUCACAGGAACAAUGGCCUACAGUAUCCUCAACAAGUUCCCUUUCAGUGCCUGGGGCGAAGCUCUGUUCCUCAUGCUGCAGACGGUCGUGAUUGGCUUCCUCAUUCAGCACUAUGGAGGAAAAACCAGCAGAGGUCUCCUGUUUAUAGUUGUGUAUUUUGGCCUGCUGUUCCUCGUGCUGUCUCCUGUCACCCCCAUGUCAGUGGUGACAUACUUGCAGGCCUCUAACGUGCCAGCCGUCAUCAUCGGCAGGCUGAUCCAGGCCACCGCUAACUUCCGUAAUGGGCACACGGGCCAGCUGUCUGCUGUCUCUGUCUUCCUGCUGUUUGCUGGAUCCCUCACCCGCAUCUUCACCACACUGCAGGAAACUGGAGACACACUGAUGGCCCUCACCUACGUCAUAUCCUCCACCUGUAACGGCAUCAUCGCUCUGCAGGUGCUCUACUACUGGAACAGCUCCUCAGACCACAAGAAGAAGAAGAAGAAGAAGAAGAGCGAGUAGGCAAAAGACAGUUGCUGGACCUGAAUCAUAGAGCAACACCUUUUCUUUCCAUAUCCAACUAUAAAUGAUCUCAAAGAAGUGUCUUUAAAACUUGAAUUGCAACAUGAAAUUGCAUGUACAGAGCCACGUGGAAGUUUGGGACAUUAAAUCUGCUGGACCAACACUUGAAUUUGAAAUAAGGAUUUGACAUAACAUGAUGAACAGGUCUUUAAUAUAGGCCCAGUGGCUUUAUGAUUGACAGUUAAGAGUUUUUUGUUGGUUGUGUUUUAAUCUGUGAGCAGGGCCCAGACUCCCGCUGUGCAAUACGCUGUUACAUUCCUUUGGAUCCAGUUUUCCUCAUUACCGUCAGGUGUUUAAUAUUUCAAAUCCAGGGCCUCUGAUUACCAUUCUGCUCGUAAAGAAAAAGAAAUUUGGAACUGAUUUGAAACUGUUUUCACCUUGGAUGCAUGCAAAGAGUUAUUUGUUGUUUUAUCAUUUCACAUAAACAGAAUUCCACACUAGCCUCUAUAACUGCGAGGUCUAUUCUAUGGUCCGAAUAGGAGGUGGCUUUAAGGCGUGACACUGACGCAGGAAGAGUCACAUUGUCAAAUGUGUGCAAUAUGAUGCAAAUUUCCACUUCUUUGUGACACCUAUGAAAUUAUCUAAAGAGAGUUUACAAAUCACCUUUUACAUUGAAUUAAAGGGACUGUGAAUAAGUGAAAGAUUUCUGAUGCUGCUAUUGUUUCCCAUAAACUGAAAGGCUUCCUCUAACCCGCUCCAAUGUGUACCGAGGGUCAAUAUGUGACACGUUGGAUGUACCUCCGUCACCCUUCACUCCCUCCUGUGCUGUAGCAGAAUCGAAUUGUCCUGAAAGUGCUUGUUUAGUGUGGUGCACCACAUUCUUUAUGUGAGUCAACCAAGAAUGGAGAGUAACAACGAGCUAUGAUGACUGGAAGUAAUACACGGCAUGCAACAA
Cottoperca gobio is the source of this 1793-nucleotide messenger RNA. It is a transcript of the gene mpdu1b, whose product is annotated as mannose-P-dolichol utilization defect 1b. NCBI's taxonomy places the organism in Eukaryota, Metazoa, Chordata, Actinopteri, Perciformes, Bovichtidae. The transcript is spliced from 7 exons. Bases 59 to 838 code for a protein of 259 amino acids. Gene Ontology annotation, biological process: oligosaccharide biosynthetic process. The record is from RefSeq and is a predicted model, not a curated record.